Messenger RNA from Oryza sativa Japonica Group (Japanese rice), 1748 nucleotides. Its product is annotated as glucan endo-1,3-beta-glucosidase 10. The record is from RefSeq and is a predicted model, not a curated record. Lineage: Eukaryota; Viridiplantae; Streptophyta; Magnoliopsida; Poales; Poaceae. Gene Ontology annotation, cellular component: plasma membrane. Gene Ontology annotation, biological process: carbohydrate metabolic process. Gene Ontology annotation, molecular function: hydrolase activity, hydrolyzing O-glycosyl compounds.
GUUUGCAACUUGCAACUGUGAAAACUGGUGAAGUGCAGCAUCCACCACCACCAACCCCCCACCCCCCACGCCCCCACAACGCUCCAGCCCAAAUUCCCCUCACUCCCACACUCCACUGUCCACUCCAAGCUCACCCGAGCUCCAGCUACUCAGCUCCUCGUCGCCGUCUCGCCGCCGCCGCAAUGCCGCCCCUCAUCCUGGUAAUGGCGGCGCUGCUGCUCCCGGCGGCGGCCGACGCGACGUCGUCGGUGCUGCUGGGCAUCAACUACGGCCGCGUCGGCAACAACCUGCCCCCGGCGAACGCCGUGCCGCCGAUGCUGUCGUCGCUCGGGGUCGGCCGAGUCCGGCUCUACGACGCCGACCCGGCCACCCUCCGCGCGUUCGCCAACACCGGGGUGGAGCUCGUCGUCGGCGUCCCGGACGAGUGCCUGGCUGCCGUGUCAACCCCCUCCGGCGCCGCGUCGUGGGUCCGCUCCGUCGUCCAGCCGGCGCUCCCGGCGACCAAGAUCGCGGUGCUCACCGUCGGCAACGAGGUGCUCACCGGCGCCAACAGCUCGUCGCUGUCGCGGUCGCUGCUCCCGGCGAUGCAGUGCCUCCACGACGCGCUCGCGCAGCUCGGACUCGACAAGCAGGUGGCCGUCACCACGGCGCACAACCUCGGCGUGCUCGCCACGUCGUACCCGCCGUCGUCGGCGUACUUCCGCAAGGACCUCCUCCCGCUGCUCUGCCCCAUCCUCGACUUCCACGCCCGCACCGGCUCGCCGUUCCUCGUCAACGCCUACCCCUACUUCGCCUACGCCGAGGACCCCACCGGCGUCGAGCUCGAGUACGCGCUGCUCGAGCCGACCUACGCCGGCGUCGCCGACCCCUCCUCCGGCCUGCACUACCCCAACCUGCUCGUGGCGCAGGUGGACGCCGUGUACCACGCCAUCGCGGCGGCCAACACCGCGGCGGCGCGGGCGGUGGAGGUGCGGGUGUCGGAGACCGGGUGGCCGUCCGCCGGCGACGCCAACGAGACCGGCGCGACGCCGCAGAACGCCGCGAGGUACAACGGCAACGUGAUGCGCCUCGUCGCCGACGGGAAGGGCACGCCGCUCCGGCCGUCGGUGGCGCUGCGCGCCUACAUGUUCGCGCUCUUCAACGAGAACAUGAAACCCGGCCCGACGUCGGAGCGAAACUACGGCCUCUUCAAGCCCGACGGCACGCCGGUCUACGAGCUCUCCUACCGCCUGCCCAAGGACAACACCAACUCCGGCGGCGGCGGCGGCGGCAUCGGCGGCGGCAGCGGCACCAUUGGCGGCGGCGGCGAGUACAAUGGCCAUGGCGAGGAUGGCGGCUACUACAGCAUCUCGGCCUCAGCAAAGCCGGCAGGUUGGUGGACAUGGUGGACACAAGCAGCUGUAGCAGCAUGUGUGGCUGUCCUGAUGAGGAUGAUGGCAUUGUGAUUGUGAGCAGAUCAAGUGAUGGUAGUAGGAAGGAAGCCUCUGGUUUCUAAUGGAGUCAGAGGAGGCGCACAUUGGGAUGCAUUGCUUCUUGCUGUUGCUGCAGUGGACAAAGGCAUUGAUGGUGGUGAAUGUCCCUUAAUUUAAUCUCUGUCCUUGCCAUGUUGUUGUAAUUGAUAUGGCCUUGUAAUUGAGGGGGUAAUCUAAUGGGUUGGUCAGUGUCAUUAAACUAGACUUUUUUUUCUCUGUUUUGAAGCUCUUCCUCUCUUGAAUUUUGAUAUUAAAUUGUUCAUUUUGGGGAGAUAA